Molecule: messenger RNA, 4350 nt
Organism: Cordyceps fumosorosea ARSEF 2679
Lineage: Eukaryota; Fungi; Ascomycota; Sordariomycetes; Hypocreales; Cordycipitaceae
Product: RhoGAP domain-containing protein
Exons: 4
Coding region: 1-4350 (1449 amino acids)
Biological process (GO): signal transduction; regulation of GTPase activity
Cellular component (GO): cytoplasm
Molecular function (GO): phosphatidylinositol binding
Source: RefSeq, a predicted model, not a curated record
AUGCCGGAGUCUGCGUCUACCCGUCGUCGUCCUGCUGCCGCCGCUGCUGCCGCUGCUGCUCCUGCUCAUGCGGCUGUCGCCACCACCGCCCCUCCUCAUAUCGACGCCAAUGCCGACCCCAAGCCGCCUGCACAUCGAUACCAGUAUCCGUCCUUCCAUUACGCAUCCUCGCCGCCCGCCAGCCCUCGACGACAGCCUCCCCCUCCUCCCACCUCUCGGCGCCUCGAAGCCCUACACCACGACCUUGCCACGGCACAGUCGCACGAUUCGCGUUCGGAUCACACCCUCCCGCAAAACCCCCAAUCCCAAUCCUCCUUUAACCUCCACGACCUCCACGCCGCCGCAUCUCACUCACCACAAACCGUUAAUAUUAAGCCUUCGCUUUCCGUCCCCUCGAUCCUUGGCCCAGGCCCUAGAUCUCCGCGCCCUUCUGCACCGAGCCCGCUCUCCGCGAACCAGCACUACGAUUCCCGAGCCUCGACCAAUACACGAGCGCACUUGGACGGCACGACACCUCCCAGGCCUGGUCGCCCCAACCGGCCUGCAGCACGGACAACCUUUUACUCCGAUUCCUCAGGCCCUUCGAGCCCAGAGCAGGAGAUCGCUGGCCCAAGAUUUCCCAAUGCGUCACACGACAACCGCAGCGUCUCCGAGCCACUGAGUUUCAAGAAGCCUGUCAUGGCUCCAGGACCAUCUAAUCCUGCCACGGAUGGCACCGCUGCAGGCGCUUCGACAGCGCCCACGAAUCCUCUGCCGAGGAACUCGUCUGUUGAUACCGCCAUUUCUGCCUUUUUAAACCGCGAUCCCACCGGAAACUCUGCCUCUAGCAAACCGCCACAGUCUUCCGACAUUGAUCGUCUCAUCCAGGCUGCUGGUAGCCCAGAAGCCGUCAUCAAGUACCUGUUGAAAGAGAAGCAGUCUCAGUCGCAGCAGAACAGCCAGAUAUGGACGCUGCUUGAUAAGCAAAAGACUAUGAUCAUUGGCCUCAACAAGGACCUCGAGGCUGCCCUGGAGAGUAAGGAGCGCUAUAGGAAGAAGCUUCGGGAGUGCAUGAACAACCUCUCUAUUCUACAAGCAGCUGCAGCCCGCGCCUCUGAAGACGGCAUCAAAAAGCCCCGCCCUAGUCCUCGUAUCGAUGUUGACGGCUACCGUGGCAUGAACCCUGACUCUCCCGUGCUCGAUUCAGAUAGCCAAAAGGGCUCACCUGUCGAUCUCACAAUGGCACGGUAUCCCAUCUCGCAUACCAUCACGCAUCCCAUCACGCCACCGGCCGAUCGCCCCCACCAAUCGCCCUCCAGUGGCGUUGCCGAUGUUUUUGAAUCUUCUCACUCCAUGUCGAGGGGACACGAUUCAAGCAGCCGCGAUCAUGACGCUGAAGACAAAGCCGAAGAGCAGCCGCGGAAGAAGCGUAGCGAAGAAACCCAAGAGCACACUCUACGCAACCGCGAUUAUGAAACCGAAGACAAAACCGAAGAACAGGCGGGCAGGAAGCUCAGCGAAGAAGAAGCGCUGCGUGAGAUCCCAUUUGGCGCGUCUCUUCCGCCGUCGCGAAGCUUACCCAGUGAACCGCCCAAUGGACCGCCUCCUAGGAUCCCAGGCGGCUCAGAGUCUCCCCCCCCGAAGAGCGAGGUCAGCUCCAAGCCCACUACAACGCCUCGUAGGGGUCCACCCGCUCCCCUUACGUUGCCUAAAGACCGCCAAAAGUCAUCGCCUCUUGCUGUUGAGGAAGUCUAUAAUUCUGAAUCAGAAUGCCAUGAUGCCAUCGGUGUGGAGCCACUCGGUUCUGCCGAGCGUGGUCGACGCCGCACACGAGAGAAAGUCCGUGACCUGGCUGUGGACCAAACGGCUGGGAAACAGGAAACCACCAUGAAAGACGAGACACUCGCCCCUAACGCUGAGGAGCCCAAUCCAACACAAGCUGCUCUCACAAUCAAGGGGCCUGAAGCCGCUACCGCUUCCCUUGCAGCUGUUAUCAACAGUGACGGAGCUCAAGUGCUUUUCCCGCCAAUGAUGAGCCCUGGCCUGCCACUGAGCCCCCGACCAACUCAGACUCGCGGCCAAUCUCCGCCACUGUCGCCACGAACCAGGAUGCCACUCUCACCAAGACCGCCUCGCCAGCCUAUUCCUCUGCCGCCAAACACUGCCUUGGUUGCUUCACCCCCUCCCCCCUCCAUCGUUCCAUCUCAGCUUGCGCAAGACUCACCAUUAAACGCCCCAAAGAACCAAACACUCGUACCGGACUCACCAUCACCUUUAGAUGGGCAGCCAAGUCCGACGGAGCGCAAGCAAAUCUUUAAGGGAUUAGCGACUGACGAAUACCCCGACUUGCUACUGCCGCCGAAUGCUCUCCUGUCCAUCGACGUCAAGGUUGCUUCCUCGCGCAUGAAACCGUCCCGCGCCAGCUUGCUCUCCCUCACCCAACUGGAAGAAGACCCCGUCUUCACGCUCGCUGUCAUCUCUAGAGCUGAUGGCGGUGAGCUUUGGCGGGUGGAAAAGGACACGGCCUCUCUGUCCAAACUUGACCAGCGCAUGAAGCAAUGCCGGAGUUUUAAAGCAAAGACGCCCGAGAAGUCUCUCUUUAAUGGCCAUUCACCUGCCAAGCUUGAUGCUCGGCGACGGGCUCUGGAGGCAUACAUGGACGAACUGCUCAACACCCAGCUUGAUGAGGCUACAGCUCUUGAGCUGUGUACAUACCUUUCCACCAACGCUCUCCCUCCCAACGCCGAGGAAAUUGGCAUCGGUGGCAAGUUGUCCCCGGAUCAGAGCGCGCAUGAGGUUGAGUCUGAUGGACCAACCGUGCGGAGUGGCUACCUCACAAAGAAGGGCAAGAAUUUUGGCGGCUGGAAGUCUAGGUUUUUCGUGGUGGAUGGUCUGAAUCUCAAAUACUAUGAGACUCCAGGCGGUCCCCACCUCGGCACCAUCAAACUGCAAGGCGCGCAGAUUGGAAAGCAGUCGCAUAGUGGCGACAACCGAUCGCCUGUCAUCAGCAACAUGGGAGAGGAAUUCGAUAACCACUACCGACAUGCUUUUUUGAUUCUUGAACCGAAGAGGAAGGAUUCGUCGAGCCAUGUCAGGCAUAUUCUGUGCGCAGAGGACGACAAAGAGCGAGAUGACUGGGUUGAAGCUCUGCUCAAAUUGAUCGAAUCCCAGGAUUUUGACGAUGUUGAUAGCCACCCAUCCAAGCCCGAGGCUCAAGAACGACAACACCAAGGCCCCAGUGGGCCAGUUAAAGUCAGAAAGUCUGCACACGCACGAGCUACCACUCGCCAAGCAGGAGAGCCUGACUCACUCAUCGGAGUUCGCUAUGAUUCUACCAAUGCUGGUGAUGCACCGCAGCAUGGCGAUGUAGCCCCGCCCAGGUCUGACAUGCAAAACCUGAGAGCUGAUGCACUCGCUGUCUCCGCCCACAGGCUCACCUCUGCUCCCGAGGAUCAGCACUUGAUCUCGUAUGUCUCAAUGGCAAGCAAAAGUGGUACUGGCCCCCCUCUUGCGCCGAUUGAGGACAAAAAGCAGUGGAAGCGUAGCUUUUUCGGAAUUGGAUCCAAAACGAAAUCGUCAUCGGAUGGUCGCGGAUCCUUAGCUGGACCUGCGACCAAAACGAAAUCGUCAUCGGACGGUCGGGAAUCAUUGACUGGCAGUGACGGUGGAGCGGCAUGGCAGGACGCGCCCUCUCAGACUCUAACCAAAACGCCAACGGUGUUUGGAUCGACACUGGCUGAAGCGGUAGAGUUCCACCGUCCAAAAGAUGUUGAUGUGCUAUUGCCAUCGGUCGUUUAUCGCUGCAUCCAGUAUCUGAAGGCCCAUGGGGCUUUCAAUGAGGCGGGAAUCUUCCGUAUCCCUGGCUCUAACACUGUAAUUAACGACCUCAACAAACGAUUCAAUGACGAGUUAGACGUUGACCUCAUCACCGACCCGAAUUUCUAUGACAUUCAUGCUGUGGCAUCGCUCUUGAAGCGGUACCUGCAAAAUCUCCAAGGGGGCAUUCUAGUGGAUCUUCGUCCGGAGUUUGAGGAGACGGCGGCCAUUUCAAACCGGGAUGAGAGGAUUGCGCAGAUUGCUCAUAUUGUGCAGCGACUACCAGAAGCGAACUUGACUGUGCUCCAAUACCUCGUGUCCUUCCUGGUCCGCAUUAUCAACAACUCAAGGGUGACUAUGAUGACGCCAAAAGCUCUUGUCUUGGCCUCACCGGCAUUCCAAAUUCCUCCGGGGGCUUUUAUGUUAUUCCUGGAAAAUUUUGAGGGGGUUUUCGGCAUCUCCCCAGACAAUUAUCAGCCUCCGACGGCUUCGGGGAUGGAGCGAGGUAGCGCCUCGACCGUCGACGUCGUCGGGAAGCACGUCAUCGCCUCAUAG